AAUUAACAAAUUAAUUUUAAUAGUAAGAAAAAAAAAUGAAUUACAAUAACUUUAUAGCAAAUAAUGAAAUAUCUAGUCCUUUGACACAAUUUGAAAUAAGAGAUUUAUUUAGUAUUGAAUUGCCUAUACUAAAUAAUUUACAUAUUUCUUUAACUAAUAUAGGAUUAUACUUAACAAUAGGAUUUAUAUUUAUAGUCGUAAUAGGAAUAUUAGGUGUAAAUAAUUUUAAAUUAGUAGGGAAUGGAUGAUCUUUAGGUCAAGAAACUUUAUAUGCAACUAUUCAUGGUAUAGUAGUAAAUCAAAUUAACCCUAGAAGCGGUCAAGUUUAUUUCCCAUUUAUUUAUACAUUAUUUAUUUUUAUCCUAAUAAAUAAUUUAAUAGGUAUGGUGCCUUAUAGUUUUGCAUCUACAAGUCAUUUUGUUUUAACUUUUGCUCUUAGUUUUACUAUAGUAUUAGGUGCAACAAUCUUAGGUUUCCAAAAACAUGGGUUAAAAUUCUUUUCUUUACUAGUACCAGCUGGUUGCCCAUUACCUUUAUUACCUUUAUUAGUUUUAAUUGAACUUAUAUCUUAUUUAGCUCGUAAUAUAUCUUUAGGUUUAAGAUUAGCUGCUAAUAUUCUAUCAGGUCAUAUGUUAUUACAUAUCUUAGCAGGAUUUACUUAUAACAUUAUGUCUUCUGGUAUAAUAUUCUUCCUAUUAGGGUUAAUACCUUUAUCUUUCAUAGUAGCCUUUUCAGGUUUAGAAAUAGCUAUAGCUUUCAUACAAGCUCAAGUUUUUGUAGUUCUAAGUUCUUCUUAUAUAAAAGAUGGAUUAGACUUACAUUAAAAAGAAUAAAAUUUAAAUAAAGUAAAAAAAAAAUGAUGAUAAUGAUGAUGAAAAAAAUGAGAUUUAAUAAAUUAUUAAUAUUGCAUAGUCAAUUAUGCAGGUUUUCCUUAAUUAUUUUUUUAGGAAUAGUUAUAUGUUUAGGAUAUUUAUUUUAU
Molecule: messenger RNA, 979 nt
Organism: Sodiomyces alkalinus F11
Lineage: Eukaryota; Fungi; Ascomycota; Sordariomycetes; Glomerellales; Plectosphaerellaceae
Product: ATPase, F0 complex, subunit A
Exons: 1
Coding region: 384-824 (146 amino acids)
Biological process (GO): proton motive force-driven ATP synthesis
Molecular function (GO): proton transmembrane transporter activity
Source: RefSeq, a predicted model, not a curated record